CGAAUAUUUGAGAUCGCCUACGAUGAUAUAGACACUAGCAUAUAGUCACUUUCUUUCCUACAGUGUGUCAGAGCAAGCAAAAGAUUCUGCAUUAUUCAAUGUCGGAUUUGGCCACGAAUCCGAUAUCGGCGAGCUGUUCUGGCUAGAUGUUUUACAGUAUGGAGGCUCCAAUCACACCAAUCAGACUCAGGUGUUCCCCUAGCACCCCGAUGGGUUUGAUUUUUUCUUUUUCCACCAUAUAUAAAAAGAAUUCCGUCCACUAACGCACAGGUCUUUUUCACUCUCCUCUCUCUUUACAUUAUGGCAACCAAGAGAAACAUCAGCUCAGAGCAAGGAAAGAAGGCUCAACCAGCCAUCGAUGAAGCUGUGGCACACGGUUGGGAGAUCCCUGACUUCUCUAUCAAGGAAAUUCGUGAUGCUAUACCUGCACACUGCUUUGAAAGAGAUACAUUGAGGUCCUUCAGUCACGUCGCUUAUGAUCUUUCUAUCAUUGCUGCUCUGGGUUAUGCUGCCACGUUCAUUGACCAAAUCCCAUAUUCAUGGGUUAGAGUCCUUCUUUGGCCCGCUUACUGGAUUGCUCAAGGAAUUGUAGCUACAGGAGUAUGGGUCAUUGCCCACGAGUGUGGUCAUCAGGCAUUCAGCCCCUCCAAGUUUAUCAACAACAGUGUUGGUUGGGUGCUUCAUUCUGCUUUGCUUGUUCCCUAUCAUUCAUGGAGAAUUUCUCAUUCUCGUCACCACAAGGCUACGGGACACAUGUCUCGCGAUCAGGUGUUUGUUCCAAACACACGAUCCGACCUUGGCCUGCCUAAGCGCGACACCGAUCCCGAAAGCGAUGGUCCACAUCAUAUUUUUGAAGAAGCUCCCCUGUAUGUCUUCGUCAUGAUGGUCUUCAUGUUCACCUUCGGAUGGCCUUUGUAUCUAUUCGUCAAUGUGUCUGGACAAAAGUAUCCUGGUUGGGCUUCCCACUACAACCCUUGGUGCGCUAUUUACGAGAAUCACCAAGUUUGGGAUGUCAUUGUUUCUGAUAUUGGCGUUGUUUCUACUUUGGCCGCCAUUGCUUUCGCUGCACACACUCUCGGACCCAUUACCGUCCUUAAGUACUACUUCAUUCCUUACUUGUUCGUCAACUUCUGGCUCGUCUUGAUCACCUAUCUUCAACAUACCGACCCUGCUCUUCCCCAUUACCGUGAGGGUGUUUGGAACUUCCAACGUGGAGCUGCUUUGACCGUUGAUCGUGAUUUCGGGUUCCUCAUUAACCACUUGCAUCAUCACAUUUCGGACACCCACGUCGCUCAUCAUUUCUUCUCCACUAUGCCUCACUAUCACGCCCAAGAGGCCACUCGCCAUAUCAAGAAGGUCCUUGGCAAGCACUACCACUUUGAUAGCACACCUAUCCCUCUCGCCUUGUGGCGCUCCUGGAAGAACUGCCGAUUUGUUGAGGACGAAGGUGAUGUUGUCUUCUGGAAGAACUAGGGCUAUUGCCACCUAGUCUUUGACAUUUAGUGCCGCGUAUAGCCGGACAAAAGUGCAUUUGUAUAGAAUUUUUCUCAUUUACCCCCAUAAACUAGUGAUCCAAUUACACGGACAGCUGUGAUGCCAUUUACUCAGCCUGUUAUGAUAUGAAGAGGGUAGAUUUUAAGUGGACUAGACGGUUUGGGAACGUAUAGGAAUGAGGCAACAACCGGUAUGAAGCACGGGUAGAU
Molecule: messenger RNA, 1703 nt
Organism: Umbelopsis ramanniana AG
Lineage: Eukaryota; Fungi; Mucoromycota; Umbelopsidomycetes; Umbelopsidales; Umbelopsidaceae
Exons: 3
Coding region: 301-1473 (390 amino acids)
Biological process (GO): lipid metabolic process
Molecular function (GO): oxidoreductase activity
Source: RefSeq, a predicted model, not a curated record